Molecule: messenger RNA, 1659 nt
Organism: Eubalaena glacialis (North Atlantic right whale)
Lineage: Eukaryota; Metazoa; Chordata; Mammalia; Artiodactyla; Balaenidae
Exons: 10
Coding region: 1-1296 (431 amino acids)
Source: RefSeq, a predicted model, not a curated record
AUGGCCCUGGGCAAGGACAGCUGUGUUGAAGCAACCAGCCUGGCCCAGGGCAAGUACGUCAAGGGCGGGAGUCGAACCCGCCACCCCAGACCCCAAGGGGUCUCCCCGGGUCCCCACUUCGGGCCGGUGGGAGUGGCCGGGGGCAGCCGAAGACGUUCGUGCGUGCGUGCACGCGUGCGUGAGAGCGGGCGAGUGCACGGGGCGAGCGGCGCGCGCGCCGCGAGGAGCCGGGGGCCGGACGGGAGCGCGGCGGCGGCGGUUGAGGCCCAGGCCAGGCCCCCUCUCCUCAGCCUCCCGCCCGCCCGCCUGCCCCGCCCCCGCUGGCGGCGCCCCGCCCCUCCCCUAACCGCCAGACAAGCCUGGUGCGGGGUCGGCGCGCAAAGACAUGGGGGAGAAGUUGGAGCUGAGGCUGGAGUCGCCCGUGGGGGCCGAGCCCGCUGUCUACCCGUGGCCGCUGCCGGUCUACGAUCCCGGAGUGAGGCCGCCGGCUCUGUGGUGAGCAGCAUUCCGCUAAGCCUGUGCGCGGCUUCCUGCGGAGGCUCUGACACCGUUAGUGAGAAGAGCCUGGGACAAACCCCACGAUGUUGCUCACGAAAUCAGCGAGACCAUCCGGAGGAAAACAGACGGAGAGUUACAUCCAGAGAACGAGUUGCUGGACCGCUCCCUGCAGAAGAACCGGGAAGAGUAAGACCAGGAACACAUGUGGAAGAAGAAGAAAGAGAUGAUAAAGUAAAGCCUGGUCACCUCCAGGAAGCAGAUGGUAGGCAGAUAACGCCGAGGCAAAUGAACCCAAUUCCCGGUCCGCCGGACCCAAUUACUGGACUGCCUGACGCCAGCGAUGCCGGUUUUGAAAUAAUGCAAGAAGAAGAAGAAUGCAGGACUUUUACCACUUUGCUCCUUAUUAUGACUCCCUGGACUGCGGUGGCCGCCCGAGGGGCGGGGACGCCAGCCGGGGCCUCCAGGCGUGUGUGGGCAUCUUGUCUGCAGCCAGCGUCCCCAAGGCCGCGCUCGGCCCAUAAUCACUCAGUAAAGCUGCGCCGCGACAGCGCGGCCGACUUUUUCUGGCACUGUGAGGACCUGUGCGCAUUGCAGGAUUCGGUGCCUCUGCCCGCCGUGCGCGCCUCCCUGCGGGAGGGCCUACUGGACUUCAACGCCGACCGCCUCCGCGGGGUGGACUGGGCGCCGCCCCUGAGCACCCUCUGCCCCCGAUCUGUAUCCAGAGCUUCUUCCAGCCACGGCUUGGCGAGACGGGUUCUGACAGAAAUAAGGUUUCCAGAAGUUGUGUUCCUGCAAUAAGAAAUAAAGAUGUGACCUUCCAGUUGUGUAAAGCUCUUAAAUGCUGUGUAAGUGCGUCGGGUGCGCUAAGGAACCUGGAGCUAAAUGGGCUAGUUCUGAGAGAGAGAGACUUAACUACGUUAACAAAGCGGUUGAGAAUCUGCCUGCCAAUGCAGGGGACACGGGUUCGAGUCCUGGUCUGGGAAGAUCCCACAUGUCAUGGAGCAACUGGGCCCGGGAGCCACAACUACUGAGCCUGCGCGUCUGGAGCCUGUGCUCCGCAACAAGAGAGACCGCGAUAGUGAGAGGCCUGCGCACCGCGAUGAAGAGUGGCCCCCGCUCGCCGCAACUAGAGAAAGCCCUCGCACAGAAACGAAGACCCAA